CUAUAUAGUAAUAAAGAAUUACUUUGUUCUAAUAUGUACUUCCAAAUCUAUAUGGAUUUACCUUGUCUUAAGCGAAUAUUAAUAUAUUUAUAAAAUAAAAAAAUAUUUUUUUUGGCAUCUAUAGAUUAUAUUAAAUUGAUGAACUGUAGCUCUUACAAACCUGAGCCGGCAAAAAAAAAAAUAUUUUUUCUAGAACCAUAACCUCGUGAGGCAAAAAUUUCUCCACGGAAACAAGAGCGAAACCAAAACAUACUAUAUAAAUUUUAAAAGCAAAAGUGAGCCGGAGUAUUAAGAACAUGUAGGGCUAAAACAUAAUCAUUACUCAAGCGAAGCUAGCUGCAGAAAAUCCUGAUAAACGUCGGUUAAAUACCAAGGAAUAGCAUAACAACUCAGCACCAAAGCUUGGCAAUGAACAAUUAAAUAAUCAAACUCCAAGGUUAAAUGAGACCACCUUAUCGAGGACAAGCCCCAAUAUAAACACACACUCCACAGCCACGAGCCCUCACCAAGGACUCUUCUAACACUUUGAUAGAACCCUAGCCACGGUUCUGUUCCUGAAAUCACUUGAGGAAGGAAUGGAUAAUCCUUGUCUACGAGAAGGUCGUGGAAAAAUCACCCUGGGUAUAUGAAACCCAACACACAGUCUGCACUUAGGACGAUCUUCAAGGAGAUAGGCGAUGGAGCUUUGGAUUGGAGCGUGUGGCUUGAACCUUGAGUAUAUUAAACCCAACACCGAGAGCCUAACUUAAGACGCCUCUCUGAUCUUCAGCUGGUCGAAAUGGUACCGCAAGAUAGGAUGGAAUUAUCUUGAUAAACCGAUUUGAUCUCGGAAUCCACCAAAGAUCGAAAUGUUCACAAGGAACAAACGAGAAUCACUUCUCAAAAAAAAAUACAUGGUUUUUGACACAAAACAGUCUGAUUUAUUCAUGGCAAACUUAGGCCUUUUAUAUAGUUUUACAGACUUAGGAAAUCGAAAAUAAAGUACUAAAAACAAGACAUAUCAACCAUCUCUCAAGUUGGCUCGUUCCAGGCUUGAUCUAGCUCGAUUGAUCUCUUCCUCAUGACUCCUUGGACGAGUGAAGUGUCCAUAGUUGGUCCAAGUGAGCACACAAAUCUUAGGAAUCAUUCUAAGCAAAGUUUGCACACUCCCAUAUCGCCUUGCUUGCUGGUUGGACCAGACGGCUUGAUGGUUGAAACGUCUGAAUAGAUAGCUGCAUCGUCUGUCUCGUCCUGAUCGAUGGUUGAGCUGAUCAGGAUCACAUCACACUUCCUCGAUCGAGACAAUUCCUCCACCAGAAGUUCAAUGAAAUUUGAGCUCAAUCCAAGAUAAAACACCAAGCAACCUUCAACAACAACCGCCAAUGAGUAAGGAAAAGAAGACCGAGAAUCCAAAUCACCAUUGACCCGCCCGAGAAACACCUCUCCAGCUCGAUGGAAUAAGUAAUAACCCUAAUCAGAGUAACAAACGCCUCUCUCCACCAUUUUUUCUUCUUUUCUUUAUAAUGAAUUUCUAUUUUGCAUGGAAAAGAAAACGUUACAUGAGUCUAUUAAUGCUAAAGUAGCCCAAAUAUACUUUAUCCGUUUAAUUUUCUUUUACAGUUUUAAUGUACAUUAAAAAUUAAAAAUAUAAAAACAUUCACAAUUACAUUGUUAUUGUUUUUCUGUAUAUAUUUUCCAGUAAUAUCAACCAAUAAUAUUAUUUCUACAAAUCGAUGUGUGUGAUUUUUGUAACUCUUAUGUAAUUUUAGAUUUCCAGAUAUAUAUUGUUAAAUUCUUAUGUAGUUUUGUAGAAAUAAUACACUUAUACACAUAUUAAUAUUGAAAUGUCUCGAAAAAUAAAAUACACUUGCGUGUGUCAGUUGUCUAAAACAUCUCGACAAAUAUAAUUCUAUUCCAAUCCAACUCUCCAAAAGAUCUAAAUAAGUUUUAGAAAUAAAAUUAAAUCACACAGCUUACGUAAAGUCAACGGAGGUUAAAUCCAGGCUGCGCCUCUUGUUGCUCCUUCGGCAAAAAAAAAAAAACGUCAACUAUUAUUUUGUGUGCUUGCAACGUUUUUUUUGUUGGUUUGUAUGUCACUUUUGUAAAUUAGUAACCAGUUAAUCAAAAGAAAACAAACGAGAAAGCAGUUUUUUUUUUUUCGUUUUACAAGCACCAUGACAAUACAUAUGCGUCGACACUCGACGCCUCAGACAUGUAUGAGGCCAUGUAUAUAUAUCAGUACAUGUAAGUGUGUUAGGUUAGUUUCACUGGCUAAAUGUUCGAAUUCAAACUAGAUACGAUUAUAUGAAACCUAAUAAGAUGAAUCUAGUACUGCAGUUUUCACUUCUAUAACAUUUGCACCAUCAAAUUGAAGCAAAUUAACUAAAAAGGAGGAUUAGAACUAGGUCGGUAUUCAAGUGACAGUUUCCUGUGUCACAUUUUGACCACAUGCUAUAGAAAUUGAUAUCAAAGUUUCAUAGUAUGAUCUGACUUUCCAUAAAUUAAUCUUGUUAUAUGUUAUGGCAAAGUUAAAAUUCUUCAAACGAUGUCACUAGCCAAAAUAAUAUAACCAGUCCUAUUUUAAAAUAGAAACAUCAUCAUAAAUUGAUAAUUAAUUAGUUUUCUUAUACAGGAACUACAGAUAACCCUAAAUCCCAGAAAUCAGAAAAGAUCAAACAUGCCGACUCCUCCCUGCCCCAGAAAACAACUCCAAGUGGUGACCAAACUAAGAUAUAUAUAUGGCACACGCAACCGAUGCUUAGGUAACUAUAUUAAAAAGACUAUAGUCUUGAUUUCUCGUCGUUUGGUUGGUUGAUCACAAAUCACUCAUAAAACAAAACUAAAACGUACGUUCGCAUGUAAACAAUAUGAUAUUUAUACACUAAAAACUUUAUUUAAAUCAAGUCGUUGUUGUGUGCUUGUGUGUCAUGGAGGGCAGGUCCGUCGGUGUUUCGUACAAAACCUUUUUAUCAUUUUGAUAUUCAAGUUUGUUGUUAAUUUAAUGGUUUUUUGACUUACCAACAAUCCUAUAUUCUUAAAUUUAUAUAACUCUAUAUAUAUAAUCACCCUACGGCCGCAGUAUCGUUCCAUUUUUUAAAUGGUGAGAGAAUCCAUGGAGGUUAAUCAAUAUCAUCAAAGUUUUAAUGAAGCUUCGAGUUCUAGAGUUUCCUUAAACAAGAAUUCACAAGUAAUAUCCAAGAUCAAGCCCAAGAUUCGCAUCAUCCAUAUAUGCGCACCGAAGGUAAUCGAGACCGACGUCAAGAACUUCCGUCCACUCGUCCAAAGUCUAACCGGAAAACCCGCAGCCCGAGAGGCAAAAACCGGUAAAAAGAGUGGCAGACCGAGAAUUCCGAAGUCGCAAGAACCGGUUUGCGGAGAUCAUCAGGCGGUUAAUAGGCUUACGGGUUUUACCGGUUUAUUAGCAAACGAAGGAGACCAUCAGGUAAAAGAAGAAUGGGGAUCCGGUGAUCAGACUACUUCAAACACAAACACAUACUUUGACCUAGAAGGUUUGAUUAAAGAUGUAGGAGAAGAUUACUUUCCCAUGAGAUCUUCUUCUUCCACAAACGAAGAAGGUCAUGUUUUUGGGAACAUAGGCAUAGAAUUUGUAUGUAGAUAUUUAUAUAAAUUUUGAAUUCAAUUGGUAUGAUGAGAAACUAAAACUUUGGUAAACUGAACUUGCCAAUGCUGAGAGUUGUAAUGAGAUUUAAUUUAGGUGCGGCCCUUCACGGAGAAGUGACUGUAUCUAAUUAAGUUGGGGUCGACGUUGUCACGUUGGUCAAUAAACCCUAGUUGUUUUGAUAUGUAACUUCAUUGAUGAGCUACUCUUGAAUGUGUAAUAAUUCUUUAGUGUGCGUAUGUGAUUGAUUAUGAUGUAUGCUAUAUGGAGAAAAAGUUUGUAUGGUGCUUAAAACAAAGAUUGGCUAGCUAGCUAGUGUUUCAUUUUAUAGAUAAUCGAGUAUAUUACAUAUCGUUGGUUAAAUUACACUCAUACAAAAUGAUGCAGAGUGAGGAAUUUAACUCUAGUUCUAAAUUAAUUACAGAUGUUCACAUGGGUGCAAUUGGAUUACAAAUAUUUGGAAUAAAAUUGUAUGAAAAAAUGUAUUCCAUGCAUAAAACUGAUAGGAUUCUAUUCCUUAUUCCAUUUAUUUGCAUUCUAUUUUUUUUAGUUCAAUUCAUUCUUAAUAUUGAUAAAAUUGAUAACUAGUUACCGCCUUUAUAUAUUUUUUUCAUCUCAAUAUUUCUUCCUUUUGGUUAUAAUUAGUUUUUUACCUAUUUUAUCGAUUGUUUAAUUAGUAUUUGUUAUUAGGUUGUAUAAUUUUAGUAUUUUAUGUAGGAGAACAUGAUCAAUGCAAAUUAAGUACAACUGAAUGCAGACUAACUGAUAUAGGUUUCGCUGAUAGAUUAGAUAUUAGAUUGUACACAGGUUUCUUAAUUAUUAUGUUACUCUAACCUUUCAAGCAUUAGGAUUCACUUGUUCAUUUAGUUAAUUUAGGCAAAAAAAAAUGAUAACUAUGUCUUAUUAUGCUAAUUUUUAUUUUAUACCACUUUUGCAUCUAUUGCUAUUUAGUAUUUUCAAAAAUAAAUCAAAUAAAUAGUUUUACAAACCAAAAAAAUUUAAAAAUAGUAACUAUUGUUGGAAUAUUUAUAUUAACUUAGUGGUUUUUUCCAGCUCUAAAAAAAUAUUUAAAUCAUAAUUUCAAAUUUUGUUCUACGAAAAGUGGAAUUGGUGUUCUACGAAGCGGAAAAUGAAAUCCGCCUUUUCAUUUAAUCUUCUAUGUUUAUAAUUUGUGAUCUACAUAAAUAAUAGUAACCUAAAAGUAUUUGAAAUACACAUUCCAUGUUUAACAUAUCGCUCUAAAAUCAAUAAAAAUCAGAAUCUACACAUUACUAUAAAUCUAAAAUCUACACAUUAUUAUAAAUCUAAAACAUGUAGAAAUCGAGUUUAAAUAUAUUUAUUGAAUUCUACAUAUAGUGAAUACAAAUUUUACGGAUAAAAAUAAUCAGUUCUACAAAUAUGAAAAAAAAAAUAUUUGGACCGCACAAGAAAAACAAAACAAAUACCGACACUUGCUUGGAACUUAGUCUAAUAGGACAUAAUUAUCAUUUUUUUUGUUUAAAAAAACAAUUUUCCCGAGUAUAUAAGACAAUUUCAAACCUGGCUUUUGCAGCGGUGCUGCUUCAACGCUCAUACUGUAUAUAUUUUAUCAAAAACGAAAAAGCUCGUACUGUAUAUUUUGAUCAAACAAAUUCAAGAGUACAACGCCAAAGAAAUUGAUGUGUAUAGAAUAUUAUUAGAAACAAAAUCGCACAUCGGAAA
Molecule: messenger RNA, 5299 nt
Organism: Brassica rapa (field mustard)
Lineage: Eukaryota; Viridiplantae; Streptophyta; Magnoliopsida; Brassicales; Brassicaceae
Product: VQ motif-containing protein 18
Cellular component (GO): nucleus
Source: RefSeq, a predicted model, not a curated record